Molecule: messenger RNA, 2164 nt
Organism: Podarcis muralis (Common wall lizard)
Lineage: Eukaryota; Metazoa; Chordata; Lepidosauria; Squamata; Lacertidae
Source: RefSeq, a predicted model, not a curated record
UUCUGGGUGUCUCAGUGAGCCGUUGCAAAGGGUGUGGACCUGUGUGGAUCCAGCAUUUUGAGAAGGGAGCAGGACAGACUGAGUAGCCGACUAAGGUUGCCAUCCAGCCUUCCCAUGGACCUCCUGGGCCCAUGGACCCUCCUGUUGGCCUCCUUCCUCUUCUGCUUGCUGUUCCUCUCAGCAUGGAAGAAGAGAGAGAAGCUGCCGCCUGGACCGACUCCGCUGCCCUUCAUUGGGAACCUGCUGCAAGUCAACACAAAGGACAUGUAUCAGUCGCUGAUGAAGAUCCAUGAGAAAUAUGGUCCUGUCUUCACCAUCCACUUAGGGCCCCGCCGUGUUGUGGUCUUGUGUGGAUACGAUGCCGUGAAGGAGGCCCUGGUGGACCAGGCCGAAGAGUUCAGCGGCCGUGGAGAGCAAGCCACGUUUGACUGGCUUUUCCGGGGUUACGGGGUUGUCUUCAGUAACGGGGAACGGGCCAAACAGCUACGCCGAUUCUCCAUCACAACACUGAGGAAUUUUGGGAUGGGAAGGAGAUCCAUUGAAGAUCGGAUCCUGGAGGAGGCUCACUUCCUGCUAGAAUCCCUGAGGGCAACAAAAAGCGCACCCUUUGACCCCACCUACAUGCUGAGCCGCACGGUGUCCAACGUCAUCAGCUCCAUUGCCUUUGGCGAUCGCUUUGAAUACGAAGAUCAGGAGUUCGUCUCCCUGCUGAGUAUGAUGCUGGGUAGCUUCCGGUUCACUGCUACCUCUUGGGGGCAGCUCUAUGACAUGUUCUCGGGCGUCAUGCAGUACCUGCCUGGCCCACAACAUAAAGCCUUCAAGCAGCUCUUAGGGUUGGAGAAGUUCAUCAUGGAGAAGGUAAAAGACCACGAGGAGACCCUGGACCCCAACGCCCCUCGGGAUUUCAUUGACUGCUUCCUGGUGAAAAUGCAGCAGGAUAAGAAAAACCCAAACACAGAGUUCUUUGCAAGGAAUCUGGUUAUGACAACCCUCAACAUCUUCUUCGCUGGCACAGAAACGGUCAGCACCACUUUGCGCUAUGGCUUCCUGCUUCUGCUGAGAUACCCGGAGGUUGAAGCUGAUUUCUCAACAGAGAAGGUCCACGAAGAGAUUGAACGGGUGAUUGGCUCGAAUCGCACUCCCAACAUGGAUGACCGUCCCCUGAUGCCCUACACGGAUGCUGUGAUCCACGAGAUCCAGAGAUUUGGUGACAUGCUCCCCUUGGGGGUAGCAAGACGUGUGACCCGCGAUACCCAGUUCCGGGGAUACAACCUUCCCAAGGGGACUGAAGUGUUUCCCAUGCUUGGGUCUGUGCUGAGAGACGGCCAACACUUUGCAAGACCAGAUGUUUUUGACCCCCAACAUUUCCUGGAUGAGAAUGGGCAGUUCAAGAAGAAUGAGGCUUUUAUGCCUUUCUCUGUUGGGAAGCGCUAUUGCUUGGGGGAGAAUCUGGGCCGGAUGGAGCUCUUCCUCUUCUUCACCAGCAUCCUGCAGAACUUCCGCUUAAAAUCUCCCGUCCCUCCUGAAAAGAUCAACAUCUCUCCCAUGCUGGUUGGCUUUGCCACCAUUCCACGUUUUUAUGAAAUGUGUGCCAUUCCCCUCUGAAGGAGGACAGGUGUCUUGGAGAAGCGGAGUCCCAUUGUCACCCACCUUUGGUUGCCUCAAAUGCCAAAUUUGGAGAGUUCUUGAACUCAUGAAGGGCCAGAACAGAUUGACCCUCCGGCCUCCAGAAUCUUGCUUUUGAAGCUCCAUGAUCUGUGUUUCCAUUGGUAGAAUCCCUCCCCCCGUAUUUCUUUUGGAAGGUCCUUGACUCACAGCCCCCGUUCCUUCCCUCAGGCAACAUUCCAUCCAUCAGAGUCCCUCUCCUCACCCCCCAUUCCAUCCAUCAGAUUCCCUUUCUGCUCUUUUUUCCCAUCCUGUGUUUUUUCUUUCCCCCUUGUCACUUUCCUGUGCUGAAACAUUCACUGUGAAGGAAGAAUUGUUAACCCUGCAGCUCGGUCUGUGCUGAAGGGUUUGGGGAGGCAGAAGAGGUCUGCCAUAAUGUAGGGGAAAUUGCUCCUCUGGAACCUUGCAAUCUCCAUUCCUGGGACAGACUCUAUCUAUCUAUCUAUCUAUCUAUCUAUCAUCUAUCAUCUAUCAUCUAUCUAUCAUCUAUCAUCAUCAA